Messenger RNA from Morus notabilis, 3493 nucleotides. RefSeq names its product RNA-dependent RNA polymerase 2. The record is from RefSeq and is a predicted model, not a curated record. The transcript is spliced from 4 exons. NCBI's taxonomy places the organism in Eukaryota, Viridiplantae, Streptophyta, Magnoliopsida, Rosales, Moraceae. Gene Ontology annotation, molecular function: RNA-directed RNA polymerase activity; nucleic acid binding. Gene Ontology annotation, cellular component: nuclear RNA-directed RNA polymerase complex. Bases 50 to 3397 code for a protein of 1115 amino acids. Gene Ontology annotation, biological process: siRNA processing.
AUAAUCUUUCUCAGUUCUCACUCUCUCUCUCUCUCUCUCUCUCUCAACAAUGGGAGCGAUGGUCGAAAGACCGACGGUUCGGGUCACAAACAUCCCUCAAACCGCCAUAGCCACGGACCUCCAGACUUUCCUAGAGUCAAAGCUCGGCCCGAACUCGGUCUUCGCCGUCGAAAUCUCCACCGAGCGCAAGAACUGGAAGUCACGCGGCUUCGGGCGCGUCCAGUUCACCUCCCUCGCCGCCAAAUUGGUGGCCCAGGCCCUCUCCCUCUCCAACAACUUCGUCUUCCGGUCCCGCAACCUCGGAAUCUUCGACACCCACGACGACAUCGUCGCGCUCCCCGUCGAUCCGAAGCUCCGCCUCGAGGACGGCGUUUUGCAUGCGGGAUUCAUGAUCAGGGACGACCGAAUGGCAGUGCUGCAGUCCUGGGAGGGCGUGCGGGCGUGGGCCAUGCCCGAGAGGAAUCGGGUCGAGUUCUGGGUCUGGUCGGACGAGGAUUGUUACAAGCUCGAGGUUGCUUUCGAGGAUGUUUUGGAGACUGUUGGGUACUGUUUGGAUGAUGGGAAACUUUAUGCUUUUCUCUUGCAGCUAAAGUAUGGACCAAAGAUCUACAAGAGAAUUUCUAGGCCUUCAAAAUUCGUUGCUGAUCGUUAUCACAUUUGCAAGGAAGAUUUUGAGUUUCAUUGGGUGCGUACUACUGAUUUUUUAGAGUCGAAAUCGAUUGGACACUCAACGUCUCUUUGCUGGGACGCAAAGGAAGACUUUCUAUCUUCAGAUACUUUUAGAAGUUUCCCUUAUUAUAGAGAAGGUAUGAAAGAUCUAAUCUUGGAGGACAGUGAUGAGUUCUGUUCGGUAUCUGAAACAGUUCCGCUCAUAAAAUGUCCGGCAGGCAGCAAUUUGUCGUAUGAGAUCCUUUUCCAGCUGAAUUCCCUUGUUCAUAUGCAGAAGAUUAGUUUUGCUUCCGCAGAUGCUGAUCUCAUCGAGUAUUUCGGCAGUUUAAAUAUCGACACUGCAAAUGCAGUUAUUCAGAAGCUGCACAAGCUUAAGUCCACUUGUUACGAUCCUCUCUCGCUUGCUAAGACUUAUGCACACAUCUUAGAGAAAAACACAAAAAAUCCUUCUUCAGCCAUCAAGAGAUUAACAGAGAAUAGUCUGAUGAGUUGUCAUAGAGCCUUAAUUACUCCAUCAAAGAUCUAUUGCAUGGGUCCUGAGCUGGAAACUUCGAACUACGUUGUGAAAAACUUUGCAGCAUAUGCUUCUGAUUUCUUGAGAGUUACUUUUGUCGAAGAAGAUUGGGGUAAGCUUCAUCCACACGUGGUUUCCACAAGUAUUGAGCAAGGUAUAUUCGCGAAACCUUAUAGAACCGGGAUAUAUGAUCGAAUACUGUCUAUUCUUCGAAAUGGGAUUUUGAUUGGAGCUAAAAGGUAUGAGUUUUUGGCGUUCUCUGCUAGUCAGCUCCGAUCAAGUGCAGUUUGGAUGUUCGCUUCUAAUGAUAAUGUGAAGGCAGAAGAUAUUAGAGAGUGGAUGGGCUGCUUCAACAAAAUCCGUAGCGUGUCCAAAUGUGCAGCGAGGAUGGGUCAGUUGUUCAGUUCUUCUAGGCAAACUCUUAUUGUUCCCACACAAGACUUAGAGAUCAUUCCUGAUGUUGAGGUUACAACUGAUGGUAUUGACUACUGUUUCUCUGAUGGUAUUGGGAAAAUCUCCUCAUCUUUUGCCAGGCAAGUUGCACAAAAGUGUGGGUUAAAAGAAACCCCUUCAGCGUUUCAAAUUCGCUACGGUGGAUAUAAAGGGGUGAUUGCUGUCAAUCGUAGUUCCUUCAGGAAGCUAUCUCUUCGUAGCAGCAUGCUUAAAUUUGAAUCAAGUAACCGGAUGCUUAAUGUAACGAAAUGGAGCGGCUCCAUGCCCUGCUAUUUGAAUCGGGAAAUCGUUUCUCUUUUGUCUUCGUUGGGCGUGAAGGAUGAAUCAUUUCUCGCAUUGCUACGCGAACAAUUGCUCCUUCUUGGGAAAAUGCGGACAAAUAGAGAGGCAGCACUUAAUGUCUUGGAGAAUUUGAAUGGAUCUGAUUCUUCUAACAUCCUGGUAAAGAUGUUGCUUCAAGGUUAUGAGCCAAAUGCAGAGCCUUACCUUUCUAUGAUGAUUCAGUCAUAUUACGAGAAUCAGUUGUCUGAUCUAAAAACAAGAUGCCGAAUAUUCGUCCCAAAGGGUAAGGUGCUGAUCGGAUGCUUGGACGAAACUGGGAUAUUAGAGUAUGGCCAGGUUUAUGUCCGAUUAACCAUGAAGAAAGCAGAGCUAGAAGCAGGGAAUCAGAGUUUCUUUAGGAAGGUGGAUGAUGAAACAUCUAUUGUGGUGGGGAAGGUGGUUGUCACAAAAAACCCUUGUCUUCAUCCGGGCGACGUCAGGGUCCUUGAGGCUGUCUACGACGCCAAAUUAGAGGAAGAAGGCUUGGUGGAUUGCCUUGUCUUUCCUCAAAAAGGCGAAAGGCCUCAUCCUAAUGAAUGCUCUGGUGGCGAUCUUGAUGGGGACUUGUUUUUCAUUAGUUGGGACACUAAUCUCAUCCCACCUCGAACGACAGCCCCCAUGGACUACAUUGGACGGAGACCUCGUAUAAUGGAUCAUGAUGUUACCCUAGAGGAAAUUCAGAAAUUUUUUGUUGAUUACAUGAUCAAUGACACCUUAGGCGGCAUCUCUACUGCACAUUUAAUUCACGCAGACCGCGAACCAGAAAAAGCCUUCAGCGAAAAUUGCCUGCAGUUGGCAACAUUGCACUCCAUGGCCGUCGACUUUGCAAAGACUGGUGCACCAGCCGAAAUGCCAAGGGCCUUACGACCAAGAGAUUAUCCGGAUUUCAUGGAGAGGCUAGACAGACCCAUGUACGUCUCCAACGGGGCAUUGGGGAAACUCUACCGUGCAACAGUAGAGUCAGAAUCGCAGGGAAGUUCAAACUUGGUUUGGUCGGAGAAGACUGCUGAAGCAGCCUAUGACCGUGAUUUGGAAGUAAAUGGCUUCGAGGAAUUCAUUGCGCUUGCAGAGAGCCAUAGAGACAUGUACAUUGAUAAGAUGAAUGGCAUAAUGAAUUACUACGAAUUGGAGAGUGAGGACGAGGUAUUGACGGGGAACCUCCGAAAGCGUGCGGCCUAUUUGCAGCGCGACAAUAGAAGGUACUUCGAAGUUAAGGAUCGGAUUCUGCUGGCAGUGAAGAGCCUACAGAGGGAAGCCAAAGGGUGGUUUGAGGGCAGCUGCGAAGCGAUGGAACAGCAGAAGAUGGCCUCAGCAUGGUAUCAUGUGACUUACCACCCGAAUUAUUACCAGAAAAGCAUCAAUUGCUUGAGCUUUCCUUGGAUCAAAGGUGACAUUUUGCUCAACAUAAAGUCUAUAAAUAGCCAAAGAAAUAGCACUUAAAAGACCAAAUCAUGUAUAUAGUCCAAUCACUUGGUAAUUUCUUACGUGGCAGUUUGACCAUUGUUCUGUUAAUUAACUUAACCAUUGGUGAUUUUA